CGACCUCCAGGCGCCCCAGUCCUCACUUGCUGUCCUCCUCCAGAGGGUCUUGGCCCGUCGCGAGGAGGCUGCGAGGCCCCGAUCCUCCUCGCCUCGGGGGAUCCGGGCAGGCCCCCGCCACCGAACCCCAGCGGCCGGCCCGCUCCGCCCCGCUUUGCGAGGCGGCAGAAGUGCGUCCCUUCUCGCUUGCCUUAUGCGGGCGACGCGGGGACGGCGCUACCGCGAGGCCUGCCGGAGGGGGGCGCUCACGGCCGGGCCUCUGCUUUCCAGCCGGCGGCCGCGGCUCCCGGGCAAGGAGCGUGACGACGACCAGGGUCAGUGUCGUAUUGUCCCGGCAGCCCGCGCGGGAGGAGGAACCAGCGUCCGCUCGAGCUCGGCCGUGGACGCGCCCCUCGCCUCGCCCUCGCUUCGCUGGGCCGCCCCGAGCUGCGUGCGCGCCGGCCGCCGCCGAGGCUCCCUGGCCUCUGACAGCUCGCCCGGAGCUCCGGGGCCUGGAGUCCCGGCUCCGGGGGCGGGGCGAGCGCGGGGAGCGUGGCGAGCGUAGGGGGCGUGGCGAGCGUGGGGCGGGGCGAGCGCGAGCCGGGCCGAGGAGCGGGCGCGCGGGCGACGCCGAGCCGAGCCGAGCGGAGCGCGAGCUGCCGGGAGAGGCACGCAGAGCCGCCGGCCGCCUGCGGCUCCGCGCCCAUAGUGCUGCGUCGCCGGGCUCCGCGGACCCCGCCUCUGCCCAGGCUCCCGCAAAACUUUUUUUCUCGGGGGACCGGCGUCUGAAGGGGUCGGCGGGCUCGCGGCUCCGCGCUCCCUUACAGCGGCGGCCGAGGGGACUCGCCUCGCUCCCCGCCGGCUCUCGCGCCCCGCGCCGCCUCACCUGCUGCCCCUCCCGCGGGCCGUCCCCCCGCGCUCCGGACCGGCGAGCCUUCGGGGCGCGCGCGUGCUGGUGGUCGGGCUCUAGCGAGGAUACAAUGACUUUGCUGUCUCUGCUGGGUCGCCUCAUGCGCUACUUCUUGCUGAGACCCGAGACGCUCUUCCUGCUGUGCAUCAGCUUGGCGCUGUGGAGUUACUUCUUCCACACGGACGAGGUGAAGACCAUCGUCAAGUCCAGCCGGGACGCCGUGAAGAUGGUCAAGGGCAAGGUGGCCGAGAUGGUGCAGACCGAGCGGCUCGGGGGGCACGUGCUGGAGGCGGAGUUCUCCAAGACCUGGGAGUUCAAGAGCCACAACGUGGCGGUGUAUUCCAUCCAGGGCCGGAGAGACCACAUGGAGGACCGCUUCGAAGUUCUCACGGACCUGGCCAACAAGUCGCACCCGUCCAUCUUCGGGAUCUUCGACGGGCACGGGGGCGAGGUAGGAGUUCUCCGGGGCUUUGUUUGACAGGGUGUGCUUGUGUGAGUGUGUGUGCACACCAGGACGUUGCCUGCGCCGCGGGGUAGGACCUGGGUGCGAGGGGCGUGGUGAUGACCUGGUGCCGGCUGGACAAGGCCGCUCGUUCAAAUGCGGCUCAAGUUGCCCAAAACACGGCUGGAUCCCGUUUGGGGGAGGGAGGGCCGUCCACAGCCGGGUUCGUGCCUCGUGACUUGUGAGGUUCCCCAGGGCCGGAGCCCAGCGGUGUCCGUGCGGGCUUCGCGGGAAGAGUGAGUGGUUUCUGGGGUGGCCUUUGGCCCGGGGCCUCAGAGCUUCAGUUC
Equus quagga is the source of this 1678-nucleotide messenger RNA. RefSeq names its product translation initiation factor IF-2-like. The record is from RefSeq and is a predicted model, not a curated record. Gene Ontology annotation, molecular function: cation binding. Lineage: Eukaryota; Metazoa; Chordata; Mammalia; Perissodactyla; Equidae.